Penicillium angulare is the source of this 906-nucleotide messenger RNA. RefSeq lists its product as uncharacterized. The record is from RefSeq and is a predicted model, not a curated record. The coding region runs from base 1 to 906 and encodes 301 amino acids. The transcript has a single exon. Lineage: Eukaryota; Fungi; Ascomycota; Eurotiomycetes; Eurotiales; Aspergillaceae.
AUGCUCUUGGCAUUUAUUACCUUGAUUAUUUACGUCUUAUCAUCUGUCGGCGCUUUCAGUCUCUAUGGCGGAUACGAACGUAUAUUUUACUAUAACGCCUAUCUAGCCGAUGCGGAAAUCAACGGCGGAGAGCCAAAAAAGAUCGCAGUCGGCUGUAGCAACACUGGGACAUGCACUUUUGAUAGAUUUAUACAGUUUAUCAAUGGGCUGGACAGACCUCCCAAGCUCCCCAAGUCACCCGAUCUUAAUAUUCACAAGGCAGCUGAUGACCUCGACAAAAAGCAACUUACCGGGGUUUACAUAGUCAAAAGAGUGUCCAAAAAGGCCGAAAAUGUCGCCAAGCUAUUUGAAGAAGUGAGUACAAGGCCUCAAGGAAUGUAUACGAGGGCUAACUUAUCUAUGCAGAUUUCUUGCUUUAUGGACGAGAGGAAAACAAAGGAACUAAACCAAUUAUGGGAGUCUGCGCGUGCGUCAAUCGAGGUGGUCUGUUUUCUACGAAAGGCUGCGAAUUCAGACAAGCUCAAGCAAGUUCUCGAACUAGAAGGAAUAGACCCCAUUAUGAAACCUGAACGUUAUGAAUGCGAGGAGAAAUUGCUCAUUGACGAAAUGGCAACUAUCCAAAAAUACGAACCCCAGGAUGUGGUCGAUGUGGCGAAAUUGAUUGUAAAGUUUCAUAGGGAUGAGAAGAGCCAUGAGACAAACAUCAGGUGUGCCUGUUGGUCAGCCGUGAGACUACAUAGGCGAUCCUCGGCUAUAGUGGGCGACGUUUUUCAAUCAGGUUACAACGACGAAGAAUGCUGGGAGGAGAAUACUUGUCUGAAAGAUGAUGUAGGCAAUCGAGAUCAUCAAUAUCUUGAAACGCAAUUCGAUGGCCGGUCCGAGGCAUACAGAUGUAAAGAAUUAUGA